UAUUUUAGGACGGUGUGGAUCCCCGUCCCCUCCGAUUCCGUCGGCGAAGCGCCGCCGCCGGCCACCGCCCUACCCUGCCUUCUCUCGAUCAGCCGCUCUCACGACGGGCUUGGAGAAUUGGAACAACGGCCUCGUGUUGCAAUCCAGUUCAGCUCAGUGUCUCUCCGCAGUUUCGUUUGUGGAGGAGUCCAAGAUCGCCGGCGGUAUAGGAUCUUCAAGUGCGGAGUACAUGCCGGAAUUUCAACAAAAAUUAUUGGAAAUUGAUUUCCCCUGCCAUGAACAGUUCUUGGCUUUUGUUCUAUGCAAGUGUACAGAAAUUUUCUUUGUGCAGUUCUUUUUAAUAAUUUUUAGUGCUGCCGUAUAAUCACUCGCUAAUCGUAGGUGUUGGGGGGAUUUGUAAUUUGUUGUGACUUUUUCACUAUGGCUGCGAUUGGUUGCCUUGCACUCCAAGCAGCAAAAUUCCAACCUUGUUUGAAUUGAUGUGGUCAAUCUGAUCUUCCAUGCCAAUUGGUGGAUUAUGCUGUUCUUUGCAUCGUUGUUUUGGAUAUGUCAAUGAACUAGUAAUAUUUUCUUGCAAGUUGGUCUGAAGGGAAGGUUCAUGGCUACUGCUCCUUUCCUGUAAUGGUUUAAAUCCACAUCUUUGAUGGACUCCCUUCAACUGUCAAAUUUAAUCUAAUUCAGUUUGGGAUGUAUAAAUAGGCACAUAGCAUGCUUGAUCACCCUUUACUUGUAGCCAUCAAUCUAUUCAAGAGAUUUGAAGCUGUGAAGUUUUAGUUAAUUUCUUGUAAAUUAAGCACCACAGAAUGGAGAUGCAGGAAGGAAGGAAAGGAAUACCAUCUUUGCUUUCAUCCCAGGGGGAGUGCAUUGCAUCCAACAUCACACAGCUGAUUGGUUGGACGCCACUGAUUGAACUGAAAAAUAUCGCAAAGAAGGACGGCAUAUCUGCUCGGCUGGUUGGGAAGAUUGAGCCAUACCAACCCCUUUCCUCUGUGAAGGAUCGAAGUGCACUCAGAUUGAUCGAAGAUGCAGAGGAGAGAGGCUUGAUCUCACCUGGAAUCACAACACUAGCAGGGGUCACAAGUGGCAAUCUUGGUAUUGGUGUGGCGUUUGUCGCUGCUCAGAAAGGCUACAAAUUCAUUGCUGUCAUGCCUGCUAAACUCUUAAUAGAUAAACAGAUCCUGCUGAGGUACUUGGGCGUUGAAGUGAUAUUAGUUGACCCUGCACUGAAUGGAUUCAAGGGGCUACUUGAUAGAGUAGAACAGCUGAAGAAGGAUAUGGCAAAUGUGUUUGUUAUAGAUCAAUUUACCAAUCCCGCUAACCCUGAUGCGCACUUCAGAUGGACGGGACCUGAAAUAUGGAAAGAUACAGUAGGCAAAGUGGAUAUAUUUGUAGCCGCAUCUGGUUCAGGAGGGACAAUUACAGGAGUAGGGAGGUAUCUCAAGAUGAAGAAUCCAUACAUAAAGCUAAUAUGUGUUGAACCAGCUGAAAGUGCAGUAAUUUCAGGAGGUGAGCCAGCAUUCCAUAACAUCCAAGGCAUAGGGCCAGGUUUUAUCCCAGAAAUAUUGGAUCGAUCACAAAUAGAUGAAGUAGUAACAGUGACCACUCAAGAAGCUAUGGACAUGGCAAGGAGGUUGGCAAGGGAAGAAGGAUUGCUCGUUGGGAUAUCUUCAGGGGCAAAUGCAGCUGCGUGCUUGAAGGUUGCAGCAAGGGAGGAGAACAAGGGCAAGAUGAUUGUGACGAUGUUCCCCAGUGGUGGGGAGAGGUACCUGAAUUCGGAGCUCUUUGCCCAGGUGAAGGAGGAAUGCAUCGACAUCAACAAUACAUUCUGAUGAGUGAUGACAAUGUAGGGGUGACCAUGAAGUGUAAAUGUGUGAUCCUUUGGAGGCCUAUCCUUGAUUUUGUUGUUUUACUGUAAUAUUGUAAGAAAGUUUCUGUUGGUGUUAUCACUCUUGUACAGAGUCCAACAUGAUGUGCAGUGAAGAUUCAGUCACCAAACUGUCAUUCUACAGAGUUCAUUCUGACCAAGGACACGUGCAACUCAUACAAAAUUUUCAAAUGUACUUUUUUUUUAGAUUAUU
This is a messenger RNA of Oryza brachyantha (malo sina), 2078 nucleotides long. RefSeq names its product cysteine synthase-like. Bases 804 to 1829 code for a protein of 341 amino acids. Gene Ontology annotation, molecular function: cysteine synthase activity. The transcript is spliced from 7 exons. NCBI's taxonomy places the organism in Eukaryota, Viridiplantae, Streptophyta, Magnoliopsida, Poales, Poaceae. Gene Ontology annotation, cellular component: cytoplasm. The record is from RefSeq and is a predicted model, not a curated record.